Messenger RNA from Talaromyces proteolyticus, 940 nucleotides. RefSeq lists its product as uncharacterized. The record is from RefSeq and is a predicted model, not a curated record. NCBI's taxonomy places the organism in Eukaryota, Fungi, Ascomycota, Eurotiomycetes, Eurotiales, Trichocomaceae. The coding region runs from base 168 to 464 and encodes 98 amino acids. The transcript is spliced from 2 exons.
UGCCUGAAAGAAAAUAUAAAUAGCUGGCUCCCCACGUUGUAUAGUGUCUACCGCGGCUCAAUUAAGUCCUUCCCAUCCCAACAAACUCUGCUCUUCAUUUCACCGUGCCUCGUUAAGCUGUUGGCAAUUUUUUCUGAAGCAACUAUACCCUGGAAGGUUGAACAAGCAUGGCUUCAAGCAGCCUGCAACCUCCCAAAACCCGUGCCCCAGUGACCUGCCCUGAUUGCGGUCGCCAAUUUGCUGGCCGUUAUGAAUUCAAUCGCCAUCUGAAGCCGAAAAUCAAGUGUCCUAGCCAUGCCUGUGCGAGCUGUUUUCGUGGCGACAAGAAAAGUCAGUUCAUAAGACAUAUUCGAAGGUUGCAUGCUGGCCAGUUCGAUAUUGGGCUAUGUAAGAGGCAUUUUGAAGAGAAGUCAGGAUUGUUUCCUAUUCCCGGAGCCUGUAUCCCGCCAACCCCAGUAUCAUGAAGAGCGAGAACAAUGGUGGUGAGUCGCCAUCAGCAUUACUCUCAGCAAAGUUGGCAGCAACCGAGAUAUCUAUCUCACCAUUGACAAAUGGUAACGGAGGGUGAACAAGUCCUCACACAAUAUAUUUUGGAUCAGACACUGCUGCAGCAGUCUUCUAGUUAGGGCUUCUCACCUGCAUUUCCAUAUAAUUAUGACCUCAACCUUCCUCUUGAUAUCCAUCCAUACACUAUGUGGCCAGACUUUCAAAUCACAAUGAUAGAUCUAGUGAUAUGGCGUGACUACACAUUGUUGUUACUGAGUUCACCAUCUCAUCAUGAUUGACACUUUUGGCAAAUGAAUCUAUCUAGAAAGAACAAUACAUACCUGUUGUAUUUCCAUCAUUCUGUCUCUCUCUCAUGUUUUGGGUUUUUCUUUUCUUUUCUUCUCCUUCUUUUCUUUCUUGCUUCUUUUAAUCCCUCUUUUGAUUUCUAUCUUCA